Messenger RNA from Penicillium mononematosum, 189 nucleotides. RefSeq lists its product as uncharacterized. Lineage: Eukaryota; Fungi; Ascomycota; Eurotiomycetes; Eurotiales; Aspergillaceae. The transcript has a single exon. The record is from RefSeq and is a predicted model, not a curated record. The coding region runs from base 1 to 189 and encodes 62 amino acids.
AUGCAGUCAUCAAAGACACCAUCAGCUCCAGUCUCCCCUACUACUACCUCAUGGAUCCAAAGUGCCAUCGCCUCAAUCGGCUCUAUUUUGAAACCUUCCUCCAAGGAAGACGAGUCUGAAUCCGACGCGAUCUCCGGAUGGGUUGGGGCGAGAAGGCGACGCUGUCGGUCUGUCGGGGAGGCUCGUUGA